AAGCACUUCCGUUGUGACGUAAUUUUUGAGCCAUAGCAAAUGGCGGUUGAACAGGGUGGACAGUACACACGGUUAUAACUGUCCGUUCAUUUGUCGUGCUCACCGAAAAUUCAUUGCCAAAGACACGAAAACGACGCAAACGUUGAUAUGAUGGAGAAUGAAGAUGGAGACAAUGACACGGAGUCUGAAGGGACUGAACUCCGUCUGAGAGUAGAGUCGUUGAAGCAGGAGCUCCAAGAGUGCAGAGCGGAGCUGGCAAAGCUACAGAAACAACUGAAGCAGUCCGAAAGACUUCAGCAGAACACUGAGAGCUAUAACGAAGACCUUAGGAAACAGGUCGACCAGCUGAGCGCAGAGAUUCAUCAGCGAAAGAAGAAAGAUAAAGACAAAGUUGACGGUGAAACUCAAACAGAAGACUAUGAAUGGACAGAAACUGAUUACUACAACUACUACUAUGGGGGCUACACUCAGAACCCAGAGGCUUCAGACAGUCAGGAAGGCCUGAACACAGAGGCAGCAGUAGAAGCAGCAGAUGGCAGCAAUGCAGCAGAGGUUUCAACACCAGAUGAAACAGCAGCUGCUGUUGUUGAUUACCCCACGUCUGACAACGGUGUUGCAGUCACAACAGAAGAAGGUGAUGGAGGAUCCAUAGCUGAUAUUUUGAGGGCCACUGCUGAAGAGGCUAUGACGCAGACCGGGUUUGUCUUUGAUGAGACUACCGGGUUGUACUAUGACCACAGCACAGGCUUCUACUACGACUCGGCCAGUCAGCUCUACUACGAUGCCAACACAGGCAUUUACUACUACCAUGAUGCAGAGAGUGGACGAUACCAAUUUCAUUCCAAGAUUGAGUUGCCUGCUGCACAGACUGCUGCAGAGCUGUGCACAGAAAAGAGCACUGGUGAAUGGAAGGUCAGAAAGUUAAAGAAAGGGUCCAAGAAUUACUCACACCAGGACAAAAAGGAACUCAAAUAUGAUGAGAUAAAAUUGGAAGAAGAAAUUGACUGGGUCGAAAAGCCAACCACUAAAAGGACAACAGAAUCACGAAAACUGAAGCGGAAAUCUUGCAGUCCUGAUGCGGCCUCGCGUAGAAAAGACUCUCAUAAACACAGAGAGGAUAGCAACAAAUCUUCGUCGAAGAGGAAGAAGCAUAAAAAAAGUUCCCACAAUGACGAUAAGGCUAGAUCAAAGAAGAAAAGUAAAAAAUCAAAGACAAAAAAGCAGAAGAAGAAGAGCCCGGCUCGGAGCGAUGAUUCAGAUGAAAACAGCGGACCAGAAGAGGGUGAGCUCACAGAGUCGGAGAGAGAGGAGUGGGACUCCACUCCCUCGGUCUCAUCUUCUAGCUAUAGCUCCAAGGAAAACUCAGAGGUAGAAAUGGAGACUCAGAUUAACGCAGCCAUUUGGCCGCCCUGUGUAAGAGUGACAGUAGUCAGAUCUCCAGUGAUGCAGGUGGGCACUCUGUUCAUCAUCACGGCCGACUCUCCAGCCACCAUUGGCAGAGAGAAAAACAUGGACCAUGCAAUCCUAAUACCAGAAUUUGGAGUCAGCAAGUUCCACGCAGAGGUGUACUUUGACCAGGAGCAGCAGGGCUACAUGCUGGUGGACCAGGGCAGCCAGAAUGGAACAGUCAUCAAUGGCAACAGGAUCUUGCAGCCCAAAACCAAGUGUGAGCCACAAGCACUGACUCACGGCGAUGAGGUGAAGAUGGGAGAGACUGUGCUUUCCUUUCACAUCCACUCAGGGACUGACACCUGUGAUGGCUGUGAGCCUGGCCAGGUGAUGGCCCACAUCAACAAGUACAAGAAGGAGGAGAAUACAGGCCCUGCUCCCACCAAAGAGGACAAAGAAGCACUGAGACAGAAGGAGCUGAAGCAGAUGAAGGCAAGAUACGGCUUGCAGAGCAGUGAAUUUGAGGAGGUCAAAGCCCUGAAAAACCCCAGGUACCAGGACAGAGCAGAGUCUCGGCGACAGACUGUCGGAAGCGAGGGUGCUUUCCAACGAGAUGAUGCACCUGCUUCUGUUCAUCAGGAGAUCAGUGAAGUCAAUAAAGGACGGAAAAUGCUGGAAAAAAUGGGCUGGAAGAAAGGAGAGGGGCUGGGUAAAGAGGGGACUGGCAUGAAAACCCCGAUUCAACUGAAAAUCAGGAAGUCCCAGUCCGGUUUGGGGGCUGGUGCCGCCCUGUCUCUAGACGCUGCCUCUGUGACCAAAUCUAAGUCCCAGAAGAACUGGGAGAAAGCGCGUGAAAGAUUUGCUGAUACGUGCCAGCCUGAUGCGCCGUCACCUCAAACACCGAAAAACCAAACCUGGGUGAAAGGAGAAGAGACUGAGAUUGCAGACACACAAGCAGCAGUUGAUACUGACGGACAAAGUUAAGAAUAGCUGGACAAAGCUUGAUGGACGUUUGAUGUGUACCACUGUACUGCCUAAGGAAAUGUGAAAUACUGCCGAAAGCAAUAACACUAUUUCCACAUUGAAACAAUAUUACAGCCGUCAGCAUGAGGAAUCGUCGCUGAAGACCCCCUCAAACAACCUGAGCAGGUUAACUCAGUUGUGAAGAGAACUAAAUGUCACUCUGAUUGUUCUGUCAAUGCUAUCUGUCAACCGGUUUUCCAAUGCUGCGUCAACAGGAUUUGUAAAAGUCACUAUAAUCUGUUUGUAGAAUGUGUUGGUUCCUCCUUUUCUGGAAGUGAAUUGUUUGGAAUGUUACAGUCCAAACAACUCUGAGGACUCUGAGGCAGUGAGUGUGUUUCACGGUCCAGUGUGCCUGUAGUCCUUCCUACAGAGUGCAACGCUGCCACCCAGAUCAUAAACAACUUGAAUCACCUCGAGCAAAUAUUGACACAUUGGAGCUAUAUUUCUCACAAUGAGAUUAUGCUAUGAUGACACAACUGCGGAUCUGUUGGAGACGAUCCUAAAACACUGAUCGUGUUAAACCAGUCUCAACUGCUUGUUGUGUUGUACAUAAAAAUAAGUUCAACCACUG
This is a messenger RNA of Eleginops maclovinus (Patagonian blennie), 2983 nucleotides long. RefSeq names its product angiogenic factor with G patch and FHA domains 1 (gene aggf1). The transcript has 16 exons. Gene Ontology annotation, biological process: vasculogenesis. NCBI's taxonomy places the organism in Eukaryota, Metazoa, Chordata, Actinopteri, Perciformes, Eleginopidae. Bases 148 to 2373 code for a protein of 741 amino acids. Gene Ontology annotation, molecular function: protein binding; nucleic acid binding. The record is from RefSeq and is a predicted model, not a curated record.